GUCGUUACACGAGAUAAGCAGUACUCGGCGUUUGCGGGGUCGUUGAUCCCCCACCAAGAUCUUAAUCAGUGACGUUGUUCUCCAAAAGACAAGGUCCGAUACAAUAUCUCUAGGGCUAGAGUUAAUAUAAGUCAAUUGUUAAUUCUCAGAGAGUUCAUAAGGACUAUUCCAUUACUUUAAAUUUAUUGUUCUCGGAAUCAAAAUCGAAACAAUGUCUGUAGAAGUCCUUACAACUAUUUCACCUACUACAAACGAGCCGAUAUUGACACGCAAUGGCGUUACGGCGUCCGAGUUGGAAGAAAUCCCUAAGAUCGCUGCCGAAAAGUUUCAGAGCUGGCGCCAGACAUCGUUAACAGACCGCCAAAUCAUAGUAAAGAAAGCACUAAAGCUACUCGAAAAGAAAAAAGAUGAGCUUGCUGAAGAGCUUACCGUCCAGAUGGGACGACCUAUUGCUUAUACCGGCGUUGAAAUCACCACGGCCAUAAAGCGCGCAGACUACCUAGUCAAAAUAAGCGAAGACACGUUGAAAGAUACAGAUGGCGAACCGGAAAAGGGCUUCAAGCGAUUCAUUCGCAAAGUGCCUGUUGGACCUGUCCUUGUCAUCUUCGCGUGGAAUUAUCCCUAUUUAAUCUUAGUUAAUUCACUCAUACCAGCGUUGCUUGCUGGUAAUACUGUGAUUCUAAAACCGUCCCCUCAGACUCCCACGAUAGUGGAGCAGAUUACCAAGGUCUUCGCUGAGGCGGGACUACCCGCUGGUGUCCUGCAGUAUUUCCAUUGUGGUUCACCGCUAAUGAUGGAAUCCGUGGUGCGAAACUCCAAGAUAUCCUUGAUUUGUUUUACUGGGUCCGUUGCAGGAGGUUUGGCAGUGCAAAAGGCGGCAUCCGAUCGGAUAGUCAAUGUUGGUCUGGAGCUUGGCGGUAAAGAUCCCGCAUACGUCAGGGGAGACGUGGACCUCGACUGGGCGGCUGCUGAGAUAGUCGAUGGGUCCAUUUUUAACUCCGGGCAAAGCUGCUGUGCUAUUGAACGAGUUUACGUCGAUGCAAAGAUUUAUGACCCAUUCGUCGAAGCUGUGCAGAAGGUAUUGAAGGACUACAAGGUCGGUGAUCCACUAGAAAAGGAAACUCAGAUUGGACCAGUUAUUUCGAAGCGUUCCAAGGAAACCGUCGAGUCCCAUAUCCAAGAUGCUUUGAGCAAAGGUGCAAAGGACCUAACACCGGAGAAUCCGACGUUUUCCAGUCUGCCGACGAAGGGCAACUUCGUUAAACCCACUCUUUUAGUCGAUGUCAAUCAUAGUAUGACAGUAAUGACGGAAGAAACGUUCGGUCCGGUCAUUUCCGUGAUGAAGGUCAAGAGCGACGAUGAGACUGUGACACUCAUGAAUGAAAGCGAAUUUGGCCUCACUGCCAGCAUAUGGACAAAAGACACAGAAACGGGCUACAAAUUAGCUGAACAAGUUGAAGCUGGAACAGUCUUUGUCAAUCGCGCGGAUUUCCCUAGCCCGGAUCUGGCAUGGACGGGAUGGAAGAACUCAGGCAAAGGAGUUACCCUGAGUAGAUUUGGCUUUGACCAAUUUGUGAAGCUGAAGAGCUACCACCUGAAGGAUUACCCGAAGUAGGUUCGAAAUGCGAACCAAUAGUGUAAUGCCGGGGAUUUUCUGAUGACUGGUUUGUUCUGGAAUGGACACGCCAUUUAUUUCUUGGAAGGAUUGGGUGGGAAUGGACCCUUUUUUGGCAGCAUGUGUUCCUGUUUCAUGCAGGCUCGGAAGGGCGAGGGGUGUAUUAAUGUAUUAUGCAAGCUGAAGAUUGUGUCUCAAUGCUGGUGUUUCGAAACAACUCAUGGACCAAUGAUACCGAUUACAUGCGAGCCAUUCUACGAAUGAGAUCAUCGUAUCUUCCGUAUUAUUAUUGAUUAUCACUGUAGGACCCUUAACUUGCAGAAAUGUAGGUACCUAGUUAUUCGUACCUACAUACUAUUAGAUGACCCCCUUGUCGCA
Messenger RNA from Hypoxylon trugodes, 1993 nucleotides. Its product is annotated as aldehyde dehydrogenase. Gene Ontology annotation, molecular function: aldehyde dehydrogenase (NAD+) activity. The record is from RefSeq and is a predicted model, not a curated record. Bases 212 to 1615 code for a protein of 467 amino acids. The transcript has 4 exons. NCBI's taxonomy places the organism in Eukaryota, Fungi, Ascomycota, Sordariomycetes, Xylariales, Hypoxylaceae.